Molecule: messenger RNA, 510 nt
Organism: Penicillium daleae
Lineage: Eukaryota; Fungi; Ascomycota; Eurotiomycetes; Eurotiales; Aspergillaceae
Exons: 1
Coding region: 1-510 (169 amino acids)
Source: RefSeq, a predicted model, not a curated record
AUGCCUUCUGCAGACCCUAUUCCCACCCCGGUCCCCGUCACCGAAUCCCUCCCGACUCAUCCCGAUCGCCUGCGCGUCAAUCGCAGCCCCAAAGCCUUUGGCAGCGGCGCCUACUCGCUCGUCGACCUCCCCGCGGGCGCCGUCUUCGCCUCCAUCACAGGCACCAGCCCUGGCCGCAAAGCCUACACCAGCGUCCAAACCGGACGCGACACGCACAUCGAGCUCAACUCCGACCUAGUCUACUGCAACCACUCCUGUGCCCCCUCCCUAGUCUUCGACAUGGCCCGCAUGGAAGUGCGCGUCGGGGACGACAAGCCGCUCAAGGUCGGCGAUGCCUUGACCUUCUUCUACCCCAGCUCCGAGUGGGAGAUGGAUCAACCGUUCCAGUGUACCUGCGGGGCUAGUGAAUGUCGGGGAUGGAUCUCGGGGGCGAAGACCAUGUCUGCGGACGAAUUGGAUGGGUAUUGGUUGAAUGGGCACAUUGCCGAGUUGUUGAACGAGCGCAAGUGA